Messenger RNA from Necator americanus (New World hookworm), 474 nucleotides. RefSeq lists its product as uncharacterized. The coding region runs from base 1 to 474 and encodes 157 amino acids. The record is from RefSeq and is a predicted model, not a curated record. The transcript has 8 exons. Lineage: Eukaryota; Metazoa; Nematoda; Chromadorea; Rhabditida; Ancylostomatidae.
AUGCUCUUCCUAAUAUUUCUUAUUUAUGAGGAACCAAUAGAUAGAAGGAUAUACGUCUCCGAGGCACUUUUUAAAAGUGUUUUUCCUGAACCUUGGAUACAGUCCUUCUUUUGCACCAUUGUCGCGCUUAUAUUAGCUUCGUUGUUUAUCCAGAGUGUCGGAUGCCGAACGCAAGCCCCAGCCGACUCCUCUCCGGUAUCGAUCCGCUCGAGACCACCCUGUUGGGCGCAAUGUGAGGAGUUGAAAAGAAUGGAUCACGAGUUUGUAGACGUCGUUCUCACCUCUAUGGAUUUUCUUCCACCUACUCUUAUGAUACUAUUGCACAGUACAGCACAGUACAGUACAGCUGCACAGUACACAUGCUUAAUUGCGCGUCUAAUUGAGACAAUUUUGUGUCCUACUAAAUAUCCAGGAGAAAUAUCCAGUCGUUUCUUGCGGGGUAAAUUUUAUCAUGAUGAUGUGAUGGUUGAGUAA